ACAUCUAUUUUUAAUUUAAAAAAAAUGCAAAACAUAAAUUCCUCUAUACAAUUUAAUCCCCCUCCACUACCUUCAUUUUCGUUUGAAGAACCAAUAGCAGUCCCAAAAUGUGCAAACAACAACACAGAUUUAUUAAUCCCUAUUCCAAACAAUUUAAAUACUGUAAUCGCAUCAACUGCCAACAUUUUUCCCAGUUCUUCCUCAAAUAUAUUUCCCUUUAAUUUAAACGAAAUUAACUCUAUACAGAAUCAAUUUGGAAUUAAAACAAUAGCUAACAACAACAUUCCCGGUGCCCAACAAAAUUUAUUAAACCUCCAAAAUAUCUACAACAAUCCUUCUUUAAUGAAUACCAUUUUUGGGGGCAAUUCAAUUUUUAAUUUUCCUCCAUUUCAACAGCCUUCAAUACAAAUUCCACAAAAUAAAAAUACAGAAAAUUUAAAUAAUUCAGUAACUAAUACCCUUCCCCCAACUUCAACUACUACAAUAAUUUCGCCCAAAUUUCUUCCUCCAACUCUUAUUUUUGCUGGCCAGAGUCAGUUACUUUAA
Messenger RNA from Meloidogyne enterolobii, 546 nucleotides. NCBI's taxonomy places the organism in Eukaryota, Metazoa, Nematoda, Chromadorea, Rhabditida, Meloidogynidae. The record is from the annotation of a GenBank genome assembly.